CCUCCUCCCACUUUAUUUUCUCUUCCUCCUCUACCUGUCUGUCGUCAGUGAAAGCUGGGAAUGCUGGGAACGACACCAAACUCCUGCUCACUGCAUCCGUCACUGGGAUACAGCUGGAUACAGAGUAGUUGAGAUCUUACGGAGGGCAGACUAUCAGGGAGGAUGAACCGCUCCACGGUGAGCUGCUUGAAGACUCUGGUGGUGGCGCUCCACUUCCUCUGCUGGCUGUGUGGUGCCUUCGUGGUGGCCUUCGGGGAGUUCCAGAUGAUACACUCUAAAUUCGCCUCUCUGGUCACCACCUUCUGGCCCGUCUACCCCGCCAACACCCUGGUGGUCACCGGCGCCAUCGUCACCUGUGUGUGUUACCUGGGAGUGCUGGGAGGCAUGAAGGAGAACCGCUGCAUGCUCAUUACGUUUUUCGUCCUGCUGUUCAUCCUGAUGCUGGUGGAGCUGGCCAUGGCCUGUGUGUUCCUGGUCUACAGCAGAGAGAUUGACACGUACUUUGAAAGAGAUCUGAUGGGAAGCUUGGAGAUCUACAGAGAUUCCAGUCCAGAAGGCAAUAAGACCAUCAAGGAUGACUUCGAUGCUGUUCAGUACCUGUUCAGGUGCUGUGGAGUUCAUGGUGUGGCAGACUGGGAGGGGAAAGUUCCAAUCUCCUGCUGUACUAAGGACCCCUGUAACACCCCCAACCAACCCAACUGGGAAGAGGGUUGCCUUGAGAAACUGAGGGACUGGUUUGCCAGAAAUUACCUCAGCACAGGGGCAGGAGUGGUCACAAUGUUUAUCAUACAGUUUGUUUGCCUGUCUGUCACCAUCCCUCUCUUUUGCCACUUCAGUCGACAAGGACUGGGUUACCAGUAAAAAGAAUCAACAAAAUGGUUUCUGAAAGUUACAGCUCUCCCUCAACUCUCCACGUUAACGGGAGGCGUUUCCUCCUGUCAAAUAUUUAUUAAUCUGUUCUGAAUAGCCAAAGUCCCGCUGCCAUUAGCAGCCAUUAAGAAAAGAGUGAAGGGAGUAAAAUGUGAGGGUGACUCAUUAUUACUGUUAAUGAUGUCUGUAGGUGACAGAUGUGAAGACAUUUCAUUGGUAGAUAAGUCAUGACAUGAUCAUGUAGGACCUACAGUAAUUCACAAAGACCCCAAACUAUGGUCCCCUAAAGAGUGCUAAACAAGAUUAUAUUCAUUACUUUAAGACAUCGGCUAUUCCCAAUACACUCAGGUGAUUAUAAUCAUCUCCUCCUCCCCAGUAAUAACUAUAGCCUAAAUCUGCUCCUGUUUUUCUACUUGCUGCUCCUUCUGUUAUUCAAACCCUGUCCGACAGUCUGUCCUUGUAUUUCUACAGUAAAUCUCUGAGAUUUUAUUUCCUUUGUCCUGUAUUUUAUCAGCUCUGUGUGAAGUUUCCCAGUUUGAUUGAAGAAUGUUCAGACCAUGUAGGAACAAAUCUAGUAACGGAUCUGACACAGAAACAGAUUAAAACUGAGAAGGGAUCUGCACCUCA
Molecule: messenger RNA, 1497 nt
Organism: Amphiprion ocellaris (clown anemonefish)
Lineage: Eukaryota; Metazoa; Chordata; Actinopteri; Pomacentridae
Product: leukocyte surface antigen CD53-like
Exons: 8
Coding region: 163-861 (232 amino acids)
Cellular component (GO): membrane
Source: RefSeq, a predicted model, not a curated record